Glycine soja is the source of this 1209-nucleotide messenger RNA. RefSeq lists its product as uncharacterized. The transcript has 3 exons. Lineage: Eukaryota; Viridiplantae; Streptophyta; Magnoliopsida; Fabales; Fabaceae. The record is from RefSeq and is a predicted model, not a curated record. Bases 383 to 1021 code for a protein of 212 amino acids.
AAAUUCAACAUCUCUUGUUCCUUUCCUCUAUUUUGCAUUAAAGAUUCCAACAGAUACAAAUUUCAGAUAAAGUGAGUAAAAGGUUUUUACUGCACCCUUUACCUUUCCUUGUCAAAAAGUUAGUCCCCUCAGGUCUGAAGAGUUAAAUACAUGGAGAGAUUCAUCAUUUAGAGGAUCUCUACGGGCAGAAGCAGAAGUGGGUCUGUCUUAUUCUUACCCCUUGGGGCCUUGCUGUUGUUGUGAAGCUCUCUUGUGGGGUUCCCUUCUGCUUCAUAAGAUAGACUCCUUCAAACACUUAGAGGGAAGAAGAAAAAAAAAACGUCUAGAAUCAACAUAAAGUCAGGCAUCUGGAGAUUCUGAUUCCAAGGGAAGGAAGUGAUUGAUGGAGAACAAGUAUAGUCUAAACAGGCAGAGGAGUGGAAUAUGGAAUUGCUUGAGAGAUGGAGACUUUGAAGAAGAAGAAGUUUGGGCUGUUUUCAAGGAAAAACCUGAUUACAACAUUUCUGGAGUUCACAAGACAAGGGAAAAAGGGUCUUUUUCUCCUCUAGCUGUCCCUAGGACUCUCCCAAGUGCAGCAAGGAUGAUCCCAAGGACUAGUAGUGGCAAUAGUAGUGCUAGUUCCUCACAUGAAACCAAGGUUAUUCAGCAAUCAGCACCUCUCAACAUUCCUGAUUGGUCACAGAUUUAUAGGAACAAGCCAAACAAGACCACCCCCAAGAGUGUUUCAAGGUUUGGUGAGGACUAUGAUGAUUUCUAUCAUCAUUCUGUUAAUGAUGAGGGUGAUGGUGAUGGUGUUGGUGUUGUCAAUUAUGGUGGAGGGUAUAGUGAUGAUGAGGAAGAGGAAGAGAAUGAAUAUGAUACAAAACUACCCCCUCAUGAGUUUAUUGCAAGAAGGCUUGCAAGGAGUCAGAUAUCCUCAUUUUCAGUUUUUGAAGGUGUUGGAAGGACCCUCAAGGGUAGAGAUCUUAGCGAAGUGAGGAAUGCUGUUCUCUCAAAAACUGGUUUCCUUGAAUCAUUGUAAUAAAAGGGGUUUCCAUGAAUCAAUGAAUCAAAUUUGUGAUGUAUAGGGGUAGGGGGUAGGUAGUGGUUGCUUAGUUAUUGAGAUUGUGUGCAUGUUGUGUAUGAAAGAAUUCGUUUAGGCAUUUACCAUGAAAAAUGCAAUGAUUCAACUUGGUUAUGGCAAUUGAAAGUGCUUUUGUUUGAAAUUUA